AUGAGUGAUGGAGGCUCGCAACGCGCUUCUGCUCCAGCGCGGAGUACCAGUCAUGCUGACGUCGAGGCGAUACGCGAUGCAUGCGUCACCAAGCAAACAAGAGGAAAGUACAAGAGCAGCCUCAACGGGAUUAAGAAGUGGAUCAGGAGCGAGCUCGCUAAGGAGGAUGGGAAUAUCCCCAGGUUUUUCGACGCUGAUGAUGACAUUAAUCUAAGUGAGUUUACACCGAGUGUUUUUGAGCGUUUUCUGGUGUUCAAGAGUGCUUCUGUGAAGACGGCUACGCUGAGCGGGUACCGAAGUGCUCGCAAGGAUCUUUAUCGCGUGAAGCGCGUGGCGCUACCUCCUGAGUACGGUGAUGAUAUGAAACAACUGUUCUCCGGGAUGAAGCGGAUGGAGGCUGAUCAAGACCAGACUAGCACCCCAAAGACAUCAGGAAAGCAGCCACUCACGUACUCCCUUUAUAAGGAUGUGUGCAAUUCGACUCUCGUGGCGGGUGAUGGCGGUUUUUCGCAUCUUUUUUUGACUUCGCAGUGGAAUUUGAUGUGUCGCUCAAUGUCGGUCCAGACUCUCCAACGUCAGCAUCUCGUGGCGAAAGACGAUAGCGUUGGAGUAAUAUUUGUGAAGACGAAGACUAACCAAGAGGGUUCAGGGCCCCGUGAUCCACGCCACCUGUACGCGAACCCGCUGAGCCCAUCAACGUGCUGGGUGACUGCCUUGGCAAUUUAG
This is a messenger RNA of Phytophthora sojae, 726 nucleotides long. RefSeq lists its product as hypothetical. Bases 1 to 726 code for a protein of 241 amino acids. The record is from RefSeq and is a predicted model, not a curated record. Lineage: Eukaryota; Oomycota; Peronosporomycetes; Peronosporales; Peronosporaceae. The transcript has a single exon.